GCCCCAGCCCCGAGAGAGGAGGGCGGGAGAGAGAUGCUAGGCAGAGACGCGAAUCGUAACACUGGAUGCAAACUAUUAAGGCAGUUAUAGCACACAGGGUGGGACCUGUCAGACCACAGGGCCCCCGGAGUAUCCCCACUCGCGGGAAUAAUCUUUGCAUUGGAGCUGCUGGCACUUUGAUCGGAGUAGCCUAUUUUAUAUUGCAACGAGGACGGGCAGACCACGAACGAGAAAAUCCCGGAAAUCAGACAUGCUCGGGCUUUGAACCGAUCACCCACAGCGCCUGAAAUAAGGUAAUAUUUAUUUCCAUAGAAGAUGGUGUACCUCAAAGAGAGUUUUAAUCAGCAACAGAAAAGACACGGAGAUUUUUCGACAUGAAGCUUUCAAAUACAGCGCGCUCCCUCUGCGAACACAGCGCCGCCAGUAGAGCAGCUCUCCCGCUGUCGCGCAGAGGAUCCGGUGGAACAUGAGGAGAGGACGUGAGCUACGUGCGCAUCCAGGAGUAGACGACAUGACAUGGAGGGCUUGGGACACACGGACCUUUUAAACACAAGCUCUUCUCGCGGACCCAACAGUGUUUGCCGUGCACAAGAAAGAGUCACACCGAGCUCGUCUGAGCCUCAUGCGGCAACGAGAAUGGGACUUAACGCUUUCUGUGCCUCGCAGUCCAGGAGCUCCACGGCCGCUGAACUGCUGGCAGGACUGGCGUCUAAAACUGACGUUCCUGGAAUCUCAGUGUUAAAGAAGGAGACGAAAACUGGUUUGCCCUCGUACAAUGGCGAGGUUGUGUCUCCGUCGGCCACCAACGAAGGCAACUGCAGUGACCUGCUGGCCCACACGCCCAGCGGCUUCACGCAACUAGAAGGGCUAACGGAGACCCCCGCUGGCCCUGCACAACCCCCGUGCAGAACCCGAUCGCUGGAGAGCGGAGGGGAGCGGACACCACAAUCUUUGCUGAAACGGGCAAACGGUGAUAUGCGGGCCCGCCAGGCACAGCAUCAAAGGCGCAGGGACGGGGAGAACCGGGACACGGGGCUGGGGCCGCUGGUGGGAGGGGUCGGAUUAGGCCCAGUGGGGUGCCCAGGAAACCCUCUCAACCUGGACAAUUAUUUCCCUGCCGAGUGCAAGAGGAGAAAACUGGAGGGGGGCGAAUGCAAGGCAGAUGUGGCGGCCACCACUGCCAGGAGCACGCGAACCGUAGCACCCCUGGCUGCCAGCAGCACGUUCAACCAAUGCAGCACCCCAUCGCAGACAUCAUCCCCCACUGUCAACAGACUCCACCACCACAAUUACAACCCCCACCCCUACCCCAACCACAUCCAUCACCAGGGUUUCCUCCACGAACUCAGCCCAACCCCGAGUGCCCUCCCGGGCCAGCCGUCCCCACCCGAGGCCCCCUCCAUCCCCUCGGCACUGUUGGCGGGCUCUGGCUCGGCCUGGUCGGCGGAGCAGAUCGCCCAGUACAUUGUGCCGUGCAUGAAGCACUACGGCAUCUGCGUGAAGGACCGCUUCCUGGGCGCGCGGCUGGGCGACCGCGUGCUGGCCGAGGUGGAGAGUCUCAACCGCAGUGGCCGUUUCCGCGGCGGGCAGCUGGUCAGCCAGCGGGGCAUCCCUUCGCGCAGUAUCCGCGGCGACCAGAUCGCCUGGGUGGAGGGCCGCGAGCCGGGCUGUGAGGCCAUCGGCAUGCUCAUGGCGCACAUUGACGAGGCCGUCAUGCACAGCGCUGCCAACGGACAGCUGGGAGACUACGUCAUCAACGGACGCACCAAGGCAAUGGUGGCCUGUUACCCUGGACACGGCACGGGAUACGUCCGGCAUGUGGACAAUCCCCACGGCGACGGUCGCUGCAUCACCUGCAUCUACUAUCUCAACAAGGACUGGAACGUGAAAGUUCACGGAGGUCUUCUGCAGAUCUUCCCUGAAGGACGUAACGUGAUGGCCAACAUCGAGCCUUUAUUUGACCGCCUGCUCAUCUUCUGGUCGGACCGACGAAACCCACAUGAGGUCAAGCCAGCCUUCGCUACACGCUAUGCCAUUACGGUGUGGUACUUUGAUGCAAAGGAGCGAGCAGAAGCCAAGGAGAAGUAUCGACUGGCAACCGGACAGAAAGGUAUCAAAGUGCCUGUCACUCAAAACAGGACCUAACCUUGGGAUGGCAAGGACUCCACCGGUGGGGUCUCAGCAGAAGUGUCUUCCCCUGCUGCUAUUGGACAGAAUGUCUAAAGGGGAGGGGCCAGAAUGAGUUCCACAGAACGGGACACGUCUUCUCUCCCCCUUCUCAGCUCCGCCCAGAACUCAUAUUUGCCACCUGAUUGGCUAGAGGAGACACUCCCUCCAUGCUGAUUGGAUGGCUGAGACUGGAGAAAAGGGCGGGAGGGAAACUGAUUAAGGGGACGAGAGAGGGAGAGGUGGAUAGAGAGAAGGAGAGGUGGAUAGAGAGAGGGAGAGGAUAAAGGGAUAGAAUCUCAGGAGAUGGCUGGUUGGAAAGUGGAUGGAGACUUGUGUAGCUGUGGCAGGGCAAGCGGUCAUCAUCUAUGGGAUUACCAGAUUUUUAUUUGUUUGUUUGUUUGUUUGUUUGUGUUUUUUUCCAGUGCUCUCAGUAAUCUUAUCUUAAAAAUCAGAUAUGAGCUCGGCUUCAGAGGUGCUCCCUUCUGUAUGUAUUUAACAGCUAGCUUAUCGCCCCUCAGAUCAGAUCUCUCAGAGUGGCCUCCUCACUCACAGGAAGUGACUCUCCUCCUCGCGCAGGGGUUCAGGAGCUGGGCCCCCCAUAUGGCUCAGGGCUCAACAGGAAAUGACAUCGCCAGCCUAUAACAUAUGUCCUGUUUGUGACACGCCCAGCCUAGCAACAGGUACCACCGUGACAAGAGUGCCCAGACCUUGAGCUGAAAAUGGAAUAACAGAACAUUCACUUGAGAAAAGACACUGAAUACAUUGACCCUUUACAUUUCAAGGACUAAGAACUGAAUCUUAGCAACUGUGUGCACAGUGAAGGCCAGUGGCAAUUCUUGAGGCAAUUCUUCUGAGGCAAGUGUCUCAAAGGGUGUGUGUGUGUCGUAGUAUUGUAGUAGUGUAGGACUAAAACAGUCAUGCACUGGGGGUACACAACUAUACAUACGUGUGUGUGUGUGUGAGAGAGAGAGAGAGAGACAGACAGACAGACAGAGAGCUUGUCCCAUUGUCCCAGAAGAGGUGUAAAACAGGGUUCAAUGAAUGUGUAUGUGUGUAGGUGUGUGUUUGUGUGAGUGAACAGCUCUUUAAGUGACCUUGUCCUUGUACCCCUGUCAGGAUGAGGGCCUUAUCCACUGGCAACAGGACUUCACACAGACAGCUGUUAGAGUUAACCUUGAUGUUAGCCUGGAAAACAACAACAACCCAGAAAAACAAAAUGGCCACCUAUUCAUUUAAUGGGAGACAUCUGUAACAUUCGGCUCCAGUCCAGCCAAUAAAAGGCCUAUUGGAGGUGAAAUGAAAGGGAACUUUUCGGCUUUGCAGUAGUUAGAGUGUGAUCUGCGCAGGCCUACUGUACAUCUAACAAGAUCACAGCACAAUUAUCUUCUUGGAUAGACAGUAUCAGAGCACAUGCAAAAACACCAAGCGGAAGAUCAGCAAAAUAAGCAACAAAUAACUCAGCACAGCAUGCUAAAUAAAAAAUAAAACAAAACAAAAAAACACACCCAGUAACCCAUUUGCUGUCUUAACCAGUGACACUUCCAUCAAAAAAGAAUACAUUUCCCAGCAGGCAUUUCAGUUUGAACUCACACUAGCAGCAUUUGUGAAUAUCUCAGAAGAAUGAGAUGAGGAAAAGGAGAACUACCCUUAUAGCGUGAGAUUGCUGGAGGAUGUGUGUCUGUGUAGAAGUCCCAUUUCAUGUUGGUGGGGUCCAGAAAUGGCUUUUCAUUUUGGUGUAAAGAAAACAAUUGUGCCAGAUUAUUAUCACAAGAAGUAAAUUAAUGCACUUUAUUGUUGAGAAAAAUGUGUGAAUGAGAAUGAGGAGUGAGAGAGAGAGAUGGAAAUGUAAUGAAAAGCUUAAUGCUGUGGUUAAUAUAAUUAAAAUGCAAUAGAAUUAAAAAGAACAAAGUCUAUCUUUCUGAUAUGUUAACCCCUGGAGUUUUAUUUUGUUUCCAUUCUUUUGUCUUUUGCAGUAUUUAAUUAAUUCAUUAAAGCUGGUCAGUGAUUUGGUAA
Molecule: messenger RNA, 4182 nt
Organism: Alosa alosa (allis shad)
Lineage: Eukaryota; Metazoa; Chordata; Actinopteri; Clupeiformes; Clupeidae
Gene: egln2
Product: egl-9 family hypoxia-inducible factor 2
Exons: 6
Coding region: 517-2145 (542 amino acids)
Biological process (GO): cellular response to hypoxia; peptidyl-proline hydroxylation to 4-hydroxy-L-proline
Cellular component (GO): nucleus; cytoplasm
Molecular function (GO): peptidyl-proline 4-dioxygenase activity; ferrous iron binding; L-ascorbic acid binding
Source: RefSeq, a predicted model, not a curated record